GCAUUAUGGGGAAAAAUGUAUAUAAAGCACUUCAAACAUGAAAGAAAUGACCGAUUUCUCUAAAGAUUUUGGACUUUUAAUUUGAAAUAUCUCCAAAUUGGGUCCGUAGAUAUGUCUGAUUCCCAGGAUAAUGGAAGUCUGGAUUGUCCUGAAGACAGCUGCAUCAGUCAAUGCCGGGCAUUAUGGGGAAAAAUGUAUAUAAAGCACUUCAAACAUGAAAGAAAUGACCGAUUUCUCUAAAGAUUUUGGACUUUUAAUUUGAAAUAUCUCCAAAUUGGGUCCGUAGAUAUGUCUGAUUCCCAGGAUAAUGGAAGUCUGGAUUGUCCUGAACACAGCUGCAUCAGUCAAUGCCGGGCAUUAUGGGGAAAAAUGUAUAUAAAGCACUUCAAACAUGAAAGAAAUGACCGAUUUCUCUAAAGAUUUUGGACUUUUAAUUUGAAAUAUCUCCAAAUUGGGUCCGUAGAUAUGUCUGAUUCCCAGGAUAAUGGAAGUCUGGAUUGUCCUGAACACAGCUGCAUCAGUCAAUGCCGGGCAUUAUGGGGAAAAAUGUAUAUAAAGCACUUCAAACAUGAAAGAAAUGACCGAUUUCUCUAAAGAUUUUGGACUUUUAAUUUGAAAUAUCUCCCAAUUGGGAACGUAGAUAUGUCUGAUUCCCAGGAUAAUGGAAGUCAGGACUGUCUUGAACACAGCGGCAUCAUUCAUUUCCUGGAACUGUUGGGGAAAUCUAUAUACAGGAUUUUUUAAAUAUACAAAAGUCUGAGUUUUAUUUUUAUAAACUCUUCCUUGGUACAGUAAACACAUUUUAAUGUUAGCAUAAUUUAAGCUAAAUCUCAUAAACGAUCUAUAAAGAUUCAAAAUCAGUUAAUUGUUUACUUGUGUAUGAUUUGUCGACAUCUUAUUUUGAAAAACGGAUGUUGUGUCACGUAGUUCUUUCCGCUAACUUUGCAAAACCGGAUGUUGUGUCACGUGAAUCCGUCCGCUAACUUUAUCAAAACCCUCGCGCGCUCCCGAUCGAAUGCGUUUACCGUCAACAUCAGUCUAUAGGCGCACAGAAAUUUAAGUGUCGGCUGAGUUGACCACGGAGAUCCGAGUGUCGGCUGAGUUGACCGCAGUAUACUGCUGGUGGGUCCCGUUAAACCCCACCUUCAGUAAACAGCAGCUGCCGAGUUGAACGACUGACGGCGAGACAGCGGGUCCAGCAUGAAGGCCCUCGGAUCCAGAUUCUCCUUCUGUGCGGGUUUCGUGGUGGGCACCUUCACGCUGUACGUGUUUCUGCGUCAGGUGUGCUUCGAGAGGACCUUGUCGACGCAGCAGGCCAGCAGCUUCGAUCAACAGCUUGAGGAAGAUAAGACAAUAUGGAAGAAGGACAGGUCUGCUCUUUUCAACCUGAAGCACCCUCAUCAUACAGGUGAGGAUAGCGGCAUGGCUGAUGAGCUCUACAAAAAGGUGCGUAUUCUUUGCUGGGUCAUGACCGGACCCAACAACCUGGAGAAGAAGGCUCGCCAUGUGAAGUCUACUUGGAGUCGCCACUGCAAUGUCGUGGUCUUCAUGAGCUCUGUGGAUGACCCGGACUUCCCCACGGUGGGCUUGGGUACAAAGGAGGGUCGAGACCAGCUGUACUGGAAAACGAUCCGGGCUUUCCAUUACGCCUACGAACACCACAGCAACGACGCGGAUUGGUUUCUUAAGGCAGACGACGACACCUACGUAAUUGUAGACAACCUGCGUUGGGUUCUUUCCAACCACACGCCAGAAGAGCCGAUUUACUUUGGCCGGAGAUUCAAGCCCUACACCAAGCAGGGCUACAUGAGUGGCGGCGCGGGCUACGUGUUGAGCAAAGAGGCUCUGCGCAGAUUUGUUGAAGGAUUUAAAAGUAAACUCUGCACUCACACGACCUCUGUAGAGGACCUGGCAAUGGGGCAGUGCAUGGAGAAGGUUGGAGUGCUGGCAGGGGACUCCAGAGACACUUUGCUCAGGGAGACGUUUCACCCAUUUGUCCCCGAGCAGCAUCUCACUGCCAAGUUUCCCAAGAGCUUCUGGUAUUGGAGCUACUGCUACUACCCAAUCUCAGAGGGACCAAACUGCUGCUCGGACGUGUCCGUGUCAUUCCACUAUAUAGAUGCUUCACACAUGUAUUUAUUGGAGUACUACACAUAUCAUCUGCGUGCCUUUGGCUACAGAUAUCGCUACCAGCCCCCCGCCCCACUAGGGUACAAUAUUGAGCAGUCAAGUUCCCACGAUGCCGCAGAGGGAAAAAAAGAGCUGACUUCUCAUGAAAAAGGGCAAGGAGAGGGGGAUGAUCCAUCCAGGACUGACAAGAAACAGGAUAUAGAUCCCCCUCCUGCUGCCGGUAAGGACCCUCCUGCUGUCCCAUCAGGCAAAUAACAGUUUGACUGUGUGCCUAUUAUUCAUUCUGAUACUCUUCGCUCUGAUUUUUACAAAAGUAGAAAAAUCCACUGAUUGCUAAUGUGAAUUGUGACUGCAAGACUGGUGUUAAGGCUAAGAUGUGAUUUAUGACUUGCCCUCAUUCUUUCAGUGGUUUUACAGUUGAACAUCAUCUUUAGAAGUUGGGAAUGGCUUUAUUCUUCUUCACUCAUUUAUUAAUUAACUUAAGCACUUUUUAAAAUCAAUAUGAACCUAGUGUGUUCCAGAGCUAGUUAAAUUAGAUUUAUCAAAUAUUUUAUCUUUUUCUUGGUGAUUGCAAAUCCACCAAAACAACUUGACCUUGCAGUCCAUCGUAGUCGAGGUGGUUUGACUUAAUGUCUUACAGACGUCUAUAUGCCUUGAAAGACAAUAUACAGGACUGUCUCAGAAAAUUAGAAUAUUGUGAUGAAGUUCUUUAUUUUCUGUAAUGCAAUUAAAAAAACAAAUGUCAUGCAUUCUGGAUUCAUUACAAAUCAACUGAAAUAUUGCAAGCCUUUUAUUCUUUUAAUAUUGCUGAUUAUGGCUUACAGCUUAAGAAAACUCAAAUAUCCUAUCUCUAAAUAUUAGAAUAUCAUGAAAAAGUAUACUAGUAGGGUAUUAAACAAAUCACUUGAAUUGUCUAAUUAACUCGAAACACCUGCAAGGGUUUCCUGAGCCUUGACAAACACUCAGCUGUUAUAAAUCUUUUUUUUACUUGGUCUGAGGAAAUAUUAAAAUUUUAUGAGAUAGGAUUUUAGAGUUUUCUUAAGCUGUAAGCCAUAAUCAGCCAUAUUAAAAGAAUAAAAGGCUUGCAAUAUUUCAGUUGAUUUGUAAUGAAUCCAGAAUGCAUGACAUUUUUGUUUUUUUAAUUGCAUUACAGAAAAUAAAGAACUUUAUCACAAUAUUCUAAUUUUCUGAGACAGUCCUGUAUGUCAAGAGCUGAUCAGCAGUCGGCUAAACAUUUUCAAAUGAAAUUUAAAUCAAAGUGCCUCACCUUGUACAUCAAUCAAACCCCCAUGUGUCCAGUGAUGCACUCAUUUGUUUUAACCAUACGGUAGUUAACAAGUUUGUCACAGUUUGCUGCAUCCAAAACUUUUCGGGCUGCAUUCAGAAGCAUUUCCACGAUGCAGGCAGGAUCAUACACAAUCUGUGGAGGACUUAAUCUUUUUUAUUUGAUUAAAUAAAAUAAAAAUCUUGUAUAUUUAUCUCAAUAGUUUUUUUUUACAAGUUGUAUUUCCAUGACCAAAUAAUUUUCUCGACUAACUGAUUGUUUGGUCCAUAAAAUUUCAGAAUAAAGUUACGAUUGCCCGUUAAGAUUUCCUUGAAGUCUUCAAAUAAUGUUUUAUGACUAAGAAUAGCUAAACUAUUGUUUGGAUGCAUUCAUAUUUCUCUAAGGCUAAUAGACAUAAUUGAUGUGAACAUGAUGCUUUUAAAUGAAAAGUCUAAAUGUAUAAAGUCCAGCCAAAGAUGUCCAUGAGGGAUGAUUAUGAACACACUGGUCAGUGUUUUGGCACUUGACUUGUUUUGGUGAUAUUGACAUCAAUCCAGGUCAUUUUUAUUUGUUUAUGUAAUUAUGGUAUGUUCAUUGAGCUGCAUACUUUCAGGAUGUUUGUGCUCCACCCUUGAAUAUUUAUCUGGAAUACAAUGGUUACGUAGUUGGAAGUAGUUCAAAUAUAAUUAUUUUUAAUUGAAAUGAACCGCUAACUUCUCCAACUCGUAUCUACCUGUUCUUCACACUGUUCCCACUUCAUGUCCCUUCAUCUCUCCUGAGUGGGCUCAUCAGCUUGUGCCUUGGCAAUUUGAGAUUGUACGAUUCAUCAGCUGCACACAUGACUUUGCACUGUGACAUUACCAUGAGUAUAAUUUAAUUGAAUCCUUCCAAUGUAAUGAGCAUGGCCUUUGGGAAGGCCAGCGGAUGACUUGUUCAUGUCAGCAUUUUCGUUGAUUUCGGUUUCGGUGAUCCGACCUUUUGAUUUGUAGUUGGUACUUUGUGCAUAUUUAAAAGCAUCUAUAACCUCUAUUACUUUGUAACUAAACAAAUAAUGGAUUUUGUGGGUGAUGCAGUAAUUACCAAAUACUGAAACUGGCUUCAAGAAUCCGACGGGCUUCAGUGGUGAUCAGAUGAAACAGAUUUGUAGAAACUGAAUGCACUUUGAGUGUUUAUAAUGGCUGGGUUUUUUAACCACUUAAACCUCUUGUUCUCUUUCAAGAUAACAAUUGUGAGGUAAUGCCUUUUUUGUAACGUGUUUACACUCAGCUUCCUUCUGUACAUAAACACAGAGCAUGUUCAGUUUGUUUUCUUUUCAUUAAAAUGGGAAAAAUCUAUUUUACACCAAAUCAGCAUGUUUUCCACAAUUACUUCCUUUUGAAAUACAUUUUAAUUUGUGCAGUUUUACAGUAGCAAAAUACUUUGCUGCAGAUUGUUCUGCGGGCCCUACACAUCUGGUUGCCGAUGCCAGUGAUCCAGCCAGUCAUUGACAAUCUACUCCAACAUUCAUAUGGUAUCUAAUGGAAAGGUGUACAACACUGUAUUUAUAUUUUAAAUGUAUUCAUGUUGGUAUUGAUGUCUAAAUUGAGUCGAUACACUAAAGUGUGUAAAUGAGUUUUGUGUGACCACAUGUGAUCAGUGUGCAGGAUCGUUUCGUACUUAAAUCACUAUAAAUAAAUGCAUAUUUUACUGUA
Pseudoliparis swirei is the source of this 5085-nucleotide messenger RNA. It is a transcript of the gene c1galt1lb, whose product is annotated as core 1 synthase, glycoprotein-N-acetylgalactosamine 3-beta-galactosyltransferase 1, like b. Lineage: Eukaryota; Metazoa; Chordata; Actinopteri; Perciformes; Liparidae. The transcript is spliced from 4 exons. Gene Ontology annotation, molecular function: N-acetylgalactosaminide beta-1,3-galactosyltransferase activity. Gene Ontology annotation, cellular component: membrane. The record is from RefSeq and is a predicted model, not a curated record. Bases 1201 to 2385 code for a protein of 394 amino acids.